Amoebophrya sp. A120 is the source of this 227-nucleotide messenger RNA. Lineage: Eukaryota; Dinophyceae; Syndiniales; Amoebophryaceae. The record is from the annotation of a GenBank genome assembly.
GGAACGUGUUGUCUGAAAAAUCCUGACGCGAUUAAAUGUCAAAACAACAUCUCAAUAGAUUGAUAUGUCGUAGACUUUUUUUUACGCCACUGCCACUGCCAAGCAAUGCUUCCAUUCUGUUCGCUGCAACGCUGAGCGGUAGGCGGAAACUGCCAAGAUGCCGCGUAUCAAGUCGAAGUACGGGAAGCGCCUGGUUAUCUCUGCGCAGUUGCUGGCACUGCCGCUAA